AUGUUCAAUAAAUCUGUUCUUGCAGUGGCCGCACUGGCGCUCGUCCAGGGUGUUCCCGGGCUAGCGAGAGCGACAGACGAACAGGAAACGGUCCGAGUGACGACGUCUGAAACCAUUCGACGUGGUGAGCUUGUCAAUAUUCAUUUGGAUUGGCUUGAUCAUAGCUCUAGCACCAUUAAAGCCAUUUACGCCUCGUGUGAUGGGCAAAAUUCCACCAAAAGUGGACAGACCAUUGGCCGUUUUUCAAGUCCCGGCGAGCCUCCCCAAAGACUGGCUUGGGCAGUGCCGGAUAAUGCCCCGACAAACCAAUGCAUCUACAUCCUUGGCUCUGAUGAUCAACUCAGACCUUCAAGAGUUUUGGGCAAAAGCGAUCCUAUCCCUUUGCAGAAAUCGCCCAUGAAACGAUCAACAGCAGAUUCCAACAUCCCACUGCUGAAGAAUUUUGAUGCCUUGGGAGCCUGGUUUGAUGGGGUUGCCAAAAUCAAGGAAAAGGUGAAGCAGGGUGGAGGAGUGGCUUCGAAAAGCUCCCCCAAGAACACUUCGAUCGCUAUCGUGGGAGGUGGCAUUUCCGGACUUGCCACAGGUCUGAUGCUCGACAGCGUCGGCAUCCACAACUGGGAAAUUAUCGAAGCCAGUGAGCGCGUUGGAGGCAGAUUUCGAACGAGAUAUGUCGCGGACACACAGGAAUGGGCCGAGAUGGGACCCAUGAGACUUCCCCGUUCGGUUACCUACAAGAACGACAACGAAACACUCUUAUACACAGAUCACCAGCUGACCUUCCAAAUGGCUGAGACCUUGAACAACAUGAACAACAACGAGUCGCGGUGGAAGAUCGAUUUUAUUCCCUGGGUCCAGCACAGCCCCAACGAGCUAAUCGCGCAAGGGACCCGCCGCCAUCCCGACGGAAGAAUCCCAACGCGGGGUGAAAUCGAAGACGAUCCGAGCUUGGAGGAUGCGCCGGCGAUGACAAGUGCGCAGUACACCAACACUGAAGAUCAAAUGGACAAGAUCCUCAAAGAUGAAGCCACUCUCAAAUCAAUACAGAAAGAUGUCUGGAGGGCCCACAAAACUGCUAUGGAUCAAGGACUUGACGACUGGAGUGAGCAAGCAAUGAUGCGUCACGUCUUCAAGGCCAGCGAGAAUGUCACCGACGAGAUCUGGACAUCAUCGGACUACGAUAUCUUCUGGGAUGAGCUGCACCACAACUCCAAUCUCGGUCUGGAUGGAAGCAAAGACAGCAUGGGUGAGACAGAGUGGGUGUGCAUCGACGGAGGAUUCAACAGGCUGUCCGAUGCUUUCCUCCCUCACGUCCAGGACAGACUCACCCUCAACCGAAAGAUCAGAAAAUUGGAGCCUAUCCAGGACAAAGAUGGAAACACCCGCACUCGACUGUCAUGGUACCCCAGUGUAUCCAACCGAACAUACGAGUCUAGAGAGUACGACUACACUAUCAUGGCUGCACCAUUCACCAUGACCCGAUUCAUGGAUCUUCCCAAAUUCUCCUCCGUCCUGGACCGAGCAAUCAGCGAAGCCGGUCUACGCUUCAAGUCCGCAUGCAAAGUUGCACUGCUAUUCUCCGAGCGAUUCUGGGAACAGGGCGACCGACCCAUUUUCGGAGGGUACUCUAAGCCAGAAAGCAAGUCUGUUGGCGCUUUGUAUUACCCGGUCUAUGGACUCAAUGAGUCACGCCCCGGGUUGAUAAUGCAUUACCGAGGUGGAGACUGGAGUGAUCGGUUCGUCAGUUUCUCUGACGAAGAGCACGUCCAAACAGUACUCGACGCCGUUGUCAGUCUGCAUGGUGAGAAGGCCCGGGACUUAUACACUGGCAAUUACGAGCGUCUUUGCUGGCUUCAGGAUGAACAUACUGCCACUUCUUGGUGUCGGCCAGAUGUUGAGCAGCAUAAACUCUACAUUCCGGCCUAUCAUCAGACGGAGCACAACACUAUUUUCAUUGGUGAGCAUACUGCGCCGACACAUGCGUGGGUUAGUUCUUCGCUCCAAUCCUCAGUCAGAGGGUCUGUUCAGUUGCUUUUGGAACUUGGAUUAGUUGAUGAGGCAAAAGAGCUGAACCAAAAGUGGAUGGGAAGAUGGAUCAAGCUGUAA
Molecule: messenger RNA, 2103 nt
Organism: Penicillium brevicompactum
Lineage: Eukaryota; Fungi; Ascomycota; Eurotiomycetes; Eurotiales; Aspergillaceae
Product: flavin monoamine oxidase family protein
Exons: 1
Coding region: 1-2103 (700 amino acids)
Biological process (GO): amino acid catabolic process
Molecular function (GO): L-amino-acid oxidase activity; polyamine oxidase activity
Source: RefSeq, a predicted model, not a curated record